Molecule: messenger RNA, 958 nt
Organism: Pseudonaja textilis
Lineage: Eukaryota; Metazoa; Chordata; Lepidosauria; Squamata; Elapidae
Gene: SYPL2
Product: synaptophysin like 2
Cellular component (GO): synaptic vesicle; synaptic vesicle membrane
Source: RefSeq, a predicted model, not a curated record
ACAGGAGUUCCGACGGGGCUUUUUUUUUCGCCGCAGGUCCGCGGAGGAGGGAGCAGCCGCUCGCGCCGCCAACUCCAGCCGGGGCUCCCCUCGCCCGGAUAACUCCCCCGCCCACGCGCCAGAGAGGCAAGGAAGCCGAGCUCGACCCGGCGGCGACCAGCUCUCCACGGAGCAUGUCGGAAUCCAGAGCCCAGAGCGCGGCGGCGGACAAGGAGUCCUCCAACCUGGUGGCCCAGCUGUUUGGGGGGCUACGGUGGGGUCGCCUGGAGGAGCCCCUGGGAUUCAUUAAGGUGCUGGAGUGGCUCUUUGCCAUUUUUGCCUUUGGAGCCUGUGGUUCUUUCAGUGCAGAAACAGGGGCUACUGUGAAAUGCACCAAGCCUCCCAAGGAGACAACUGCUAUUACUGUGCAGUUUGGAUAUCCUUUCAGGUUGUAUAAAAUCCCAUUUGAUAUGCCAGAUUGUAUCGAAGGAUCAACUUCUAAAAGAAUGCUGCAUCUCAUGGGAGACUUUUCUGCACCAGCUGAAUUCUUCGUGACCUUGGGGGUUUUUACUUUUCUAUAUACUAUGGCAGCUCUUGCAGUAUAUCUACGAUUUCACUCCCUCUAUAAGGAAAAUAAGAAGCUACCUUUUGCGGACUUCUGUGUGUCUGUCUCAUUUACCUUCUUUUGGCUGGUGGCAUUUUCAGCUUGGGGCAAAGGUCUAUCAGAUGUGAAAGGAGCUACACGGCCUUCCAGCCUUAUUGCAGCCAUGUCAGUAUGUCAAUUCAAAAAUGCAGUGUGCAAUGCUGGGGCCACUCCUUCUAUGGGUUUGGCCAACAUCUCUGUGCUGUUUGGUUUUGUCAACUUUAUACUUUGGGCUGGAAAUUGCUGGUUUGUUUUUAAAGAAACCCCUUGGCAUGCACAGACCAGCAACAAGGAAAGUUCUGCUGAACAAGGGGCUGUUGAUAAGCAAUAAGGAAA